GGAAAGGGAGAUUUGUGUUGUUGUUUUACGUGUGAUGGUGGUUUGAAAGACUGGAGUUCUGGUGAUGGCCCUGUAAAAGAACAUGCCACACACUUUCCUAAUUGUUCAUACAUUAUCAAGCUAAAAGGAUCCGAGUAUAACAAGCAACAAACUCGACAAAGUAAUGAAUCAAUGGGUGCAUCAGGAGGCAGCAGUACAAUAACUCAACCAACACAGACUCCAAAUCUCCCAAUGGAUAGACUGACAAUCGCAGAUAGUGAAUACUCUAGCUUUACUGUGAGCCAAGUUGUUCAAAAGCUUGGAUAUUCAGAGGUAGAAGUGAAUACAGCAAAAGCUGAACUAGAAAUGAAAGGGACCAAAUUUCCAACAGCCGAGGAAGUUGUAAAUACUUUGCUUGAUAUGCAGGAAAGGUCUGAUCAUUUUCGAACUGCUACUGUACCCCAGGCAGCACCGGAAGAUAAAAGUGACUUACAAGCGAUGGCACGGGAAAAUAAAGAAAUGUCCCGUCUUAUCUACUGUAUGUUGUGUGUUACUGGAGAAGCGGACAUGUUGUUUCUACCCUGCACCCAUCACCGGACAUGUCACGAAUGUGCUGCUGAUCUCAUCUUCUGUCCUGUUUGUAAUGAGUUCAUCAAAGAGAAAGUCAAGACCUUCCGUUCUUAAACUAUGCAACCAGAAUAAUCAAUAUAUUUACUGUUUACUCCCGUUAUGUCAGCAGUAAGCAACUAAGUCGUUUCUGAGGAAUGGUGGUUUCGUAAACUUUAACUCCUGUAAGUGGAAAGGCUGGAGACUAGCAGGUUUCUUAUUUUAUAAUUGUUAAAACGAAGUAGUGCUCCUUAUUUUACUUGCGAACAAGUUAAAGGAAUCUAAUUUGGAUUAUUACACAUCAUGUUUCAUAUUGGUAAAGAAUUAUCGAAGACAGAAUUUAAAACAGUAAUUUUGCAAUAUUUUUGCAGUUUGAAUCGUCCUCUCUUUCUAAUAUACAUAAAAGAGACUGUAUGCUGUACGCUAACUUUGCGGUUACCUUAUCUUUAAUGAGGGUCUUCACUCUACUUUUCAAAUCAAAGAGACUAUACUUUUAAAACAGAAAUCCUCUAAUACGCUCUAAGAUUCAAAAAACAUUAAUGUUGUAAGCUAAAUUUUGUAUUUGCCAAUUCAUCUCCUAAUUAAAAUAUAAGAAGUC
Mercenaria mercenaria is the source of this 1183-nucleotide messenger RNA. Its product is annotated as baculoviral IAP repeat-containing protein 7-A-like. The transcript has 5 exons. Gene Ontology annotation, molecular function: cysteine-type endopeptidase inhibitor activity involved in apoptotic process; ubiquitin protein ligase activity. The record is from RefSeq and is a predicted model, not a curated record. The coding region runs from base 172 to 663 and encodes 163 amino acids. Gene Ontology annotation, biological process: positive regulation of protein ubiquitination; negative regulation of apoptotic process; regulation of cell cycle. Gene Ontology annotation, cellular component: cytoplasm; nucleus. NCBI's taxonomy places the organism in Eukaryota, Metazoa, Mollusca, Bivalvia, Venerida, Veneridae.